This is a messenger RNA of Suillus discolor, 366 nucleotides long. RefSeq lists its product as uncharacterized. The record is from RefSeq and is a predicted model, not a curated record. Lineage: Eukaryota; Fungi; Basidiomycota; Agaricomycetes; Boletales; Suillaceae. Bases 1 to 366 code for a protein of 121 amino acids. The transcript has 3 exons.
AUGGCUGGGCCCAUAGCUGGGCCCAUGGUGCUAGUUAGCCUCUCGGCUGGCCCAUAUAGUGCCUCGGCCAGCCAUGACACCAAAAUGUUGACCGGUCCACAUGGUACCUUGGCCAGCCAUGACACCAAAACAUCAGCCAGUCCACAUGGUACCUUGGCCAGCCAUGACACCAAAACAUCGGCCGGUCCACAUGGUACCUUGGCCAGCCAUGACACCAAAACAUCAGCCAGUUCAUAUGGUCCCUCAGCCAGCCAUUGGACUAGAACGGCUGGCAAUGUGCCUGCCUCUGGCAGAUGGAAGCUGGCUCUACCCCUACUGACUAAGCUAUGCAUCGGCCGGUCCAUAUGGUACCUCGGCCAGCCAUGA